Molecule: messenger RNA, 4167 nt
Organism: Myotis daubentonii (Daubenton's bat)
Lineage: Eukaryota; Metazoa; Chordata; Mammalia; Chiroptera; Vespertilionidae
Gene: TMED5
Product: transmembrane p24 trafficking protein 5
Source: RefSeq, a predicted model, not a curated record
UUUGGAGGUUGGCGAAUGCUCCUCAGUGGGAGUGUUUGCCGCCGCUGCGGCCGCCGCCUGGAGUGUCCUCAGGCUCCGGGUUUCCCUGCCUCGCCAGCCACGCGGAGUCCGGGGAGGCAAGCGGAGCCUGGGUGCCGAUAGCCCACACCGCCCACGCCUUUUCCAGCCCGAGAUCGCCCGGCAGGGAUGGGCGAAAAGACCUGGCUGCCCUUCCCGGUGCUGCUCCUGGCCGCUCUGCCCCCGGCGCUGCUGCCCGGGGUGGCGGGCUUCACGCACUCCUUGGACAGCGACUUCACCUUCACGCUGCCGGCCGGCCGGAGGGAGUGUUUCUACCAGCCCAUGCCCCUGAAGGCCUCGCUGGAGAUCGAGUACCAGGUUUUAGAUGGAGCAGGAUUAGAUAUUGAUUUCCAUCUUGCUUCUCCAGAAGGAAGAACCUUAGUUUUUGAACAAAGAAAAUCAGAUGGAGUUCACACGGUAGAGACGGAAGUUGGGGACUACAUGUUCUGCUUCGAUAAUACAUUCAGCACCAUUUCUGAGAAGGUGAUUUUCUUUGAGUUAAUCCUGGAUAAUAUGGGAGAACAGGAGCAAGAACAAGAGGACUGGAAGAAAUAUAUUACUGGCACAGAUAUGUUGGAUAUGAAACUAGAAGAUAUCCUGGAAUCCAUCAACAGUAUCAAGUCCCGACUAAGCAAAAGUGGUCAUAUCCAAACUCUUCUCAGAGCAUUUGAAGCGCGUGAUCGAAAUAUACAAGAAAGCAACUUUGAUAGAGUCAACUUUUGGUCUAUGGUUAAUUUAGUGGUAAUGGUGGUGGUGUCAGCCAUUCAAGUUUAUAUGCUGAAGAGUCUAUUUGAAGAUAAGAGGAAAAGUAGAACUUAAAACUCCAUAUUGAAAAAGAGACAGAAAAAUGCAAUAAACUGUUACAGUCAAGACCAUUAAUAGUAUUUCCAAAAUGUUUUCAGUUAUUACCAUAAGUGUGAAAAUUUUAAUUUUAAUGUGAAAGAAAAAGUCUUCACUUUCAUCUGUGCAAGUAAUCUUAUUGCUCUGGUUAUACUUAAGUGCAUAGCAAAUAUUUUGCAGAGUAUAGGUAUAAUUGAAUGAAGCCAUAUUAAUAAUGGCAUUUUCCUGUUUAAAAAAAAUGCAAAUGUGUCAUAGGUGAUUUUAAAAAAAGGAACUUUGGGCCUAAAUGCAACACCAAACAAUUUUUGUUUAAUAUUUUUUUUGUUGAUUUUUGGAGAGAGAGAAACAUCAAUGUGAGAGGGAAACAUCAAUAGGCUGCCUUCUGCACACCUCCUACCAGGGAUCUAGCCCAUAACCUAGGCAUGUACCCUGACCAGGAAUUGAACCAGCAACCUUUCAGUGCAGGAUGCCCAACCAACAACUGAGCAACACCAGCCAGGGCCUAAUAAUGUUGCUGGGUUUUUUUGUUUUUGUUUUUCUGUAAAUCCUCACCCGAGGAUUAUUUUCCAUUGAUUUUUUUACAGUUUUUUUUUGGGGGAGGGGGGGGCAGGUGGGGAGAUACAUCGAUUGGUUGCUCCUGCACACAACCUGACUGGGGCUGGGGAUUGCACCUGCAACCCAGGUAGUGCCCUUGACCAGUAAUCAAACCUGCGACCCUUUGGUGCCUGUGCCAACGCUCUAACCACUGAUCCACACCAGCCAGGGCCGAACAAUUUAUUUAUUUUUUAUAAAUUUUUUUAAAUUGAUUUCAGAGAGGAAGGGAGAGAGAAACGUCAGUGGUGAGAGAGAAUCACCUGCCUCCUGCACGCCCCCUGUGGGGGAUCGAGUCCGAACCCAGGCAUGUGCCCUUAACUGGAAUCGAACCCAGAACCCUUCAGUCUGCAGGCCAACACUCUAUCCACUGGCCCAAACCAGCUAGGGCCAAACAAUGUUUUUAAAAGAUUCUCUUACCUAGAAGUUUCCUUGUAAAUGUAGCAAUUAUAAAUUAAAUUUCCAACAUACUAAGUUAUAAAUCAUCUGAGAAUUGACCUAAUCAUGGAUUGAAUAUAUCUUUAGAAGAUGAAGACUCUACUUUUCUCUUUUUACAUAUGCAUCUCUCCUCUAAUGUAAAUGGAAGCAUAGCUGUGAAAAAGAGAUUUGUGAGACUUUUAUAACCAAAUAUAUUUCAAUUUAAAAUAUUAGCAACAAGUAAUUAGUUUUAUAUACUUAUCUUACAUUCCCAAAAGUUGACAUUGUGAUAAUUCUUAAAAAUGCUAAGUCAUAAUUAAAAUUAGGACAAAUUAUCUUUUUGAAAUAAAGAGUUAAAGGUUGCUAAGUCUCCUUUAGGACUUAUUCUGUCUAAUCCUUAACUAAGGUAUAGGAUUUUAAAAUUAAAUGUGAGAGAAAUAAUUUUGUUUUUAUGUUGUCAACAGUGUUAAUUUUAACAUGAUUAUUGAGUUGGAUACAUUAUUACCAGCAGUUGUAAAGGAAAUAUUGCUAAAAGGAUCUGGGCCUAACAUAAAUAUCUCCUUUUCUGACUUCUCAAAAUCAGUAAAAGAGAACUAAUAAAGUCAAUAUAAAAAGAAUUAAGGUAAGUAUCUAUAAUCUAAUGGGCCCCUCAUAAUGAACUAACCUUAAUACAAAUCAUGAGAUAAUUUCCAGUUAACUAGAAGAAAUAUUACUUGGCUAUGAACUUUUUUACAACUGUUCUGUUUGAAUUAUCUAAUAAGUAUUCGGGUACAUUUUAUGAAAUAUAAGUCCUAUUGUAGUUUAGCAUUGGGUAUACAUAUUUAUUACAAAUAUAACUUUCAUAAAAUGAUUUUUCUGAUCAUUUUAUUGACAUUCAAGUAAAAUUUGAAACCCACAGAAUCCCAAGUUUGAAUACUCAUAAGUAAAGGCUGUACUGUCCUGGCCUCCUGCAGUCCGUGGAGUCUUACUCCAAUACUAGUAAUUAAUUGAAUAGCAUUUUUAGGUUAUACCCAUUUGUAGUAUUGUUUAUAACAAAUAUGAGUUAGAAGCAGCCAACUUCUAAAUUUGAGUACAGAAUCCCUCUGUAGGUUAGUACUGCUGGCAAUGUUAAGCAAUGAUUGAUAUCCAGAGAGAAUGUUUUCAUUAUGCUUUAUACUCUGUGGUACAAAAAGAUUUAUUUCCCUCCUUAUGCCUUUGGGAACACAGAAACUUAGGUUUCCCUACUUUCAAGCUUUUUUAAAAUCAGGUAAAUGCCAUGUAUGAUCAAUUACCUUCAUUGGCCAAGAACGUGCUUUAAGUGUCCAGGAAUAGUCCCUGUAACAUGCAAAACAAGGGCCAAUAAGUCAUUGCCUCUGAAGAGCCCUCCCCGUCACCCCUCCUAUUAACCUAAUGAGAAGCAAACUUAGAGUACUAUAAUAAAACAGUACAACAUAAACUACUGCAUCUUUUCUUUAAAACUGUGAUUAAGAAUUCUACCUCUUAUGUAUGGCUAGCAACUAUACUGUACUCUUAUUCCCUACCUAACAAUGAAUUUUUUACAUCUUGUACAUAUGAUUUCUGCCACUGAUAUUAAACCUAUGAUUCAGUAACUUCUCACCAUGUAACAAUGGCCUUAUUUGGAAAAGAAUUUAGGAAGAUUGAGGACAAUUUUAUUUUUAUAGACACAAAGUGAAAAGAGAUUAUUUAAGAAACAUGUUAUUUGUAAUUAGCCAAAAGAAGUAAAAUUGAUAAGCAAAGGACUAAAUUUUGAAAUAUUUCUGAAGCUAUACUAUUUUCUUCAUGGUUUUUAAUGCCAACAUUCACUUUCAUAGUUAAAAUUAUGCUAAAAUUGAGUAAGCUAUCAACAGCUUUUUGUCUUUCGUUUUUAAUUAAAAUACUGCAAUAUUUAAGUAAGGCCUAGCGUUUCGCUCUGAUUUGCAUUUGGGUAAUUAAUGAUAUGCUUUUCUUUCAUGUGAAUGUCAAGACAUAAAGGAUAAAUAAAUGGUUGAAAUAGCAUUGAAAUAAAUUACACAUUCAAAUGUAAUUUCAUGUUAUGUUUAUCCUUCUUAAGCAUUGCUAUUAUGUCUUAACAUUGACAAAGACUUGAGUUCCUAUAAUUGUAUGCCUUCUCAAAUGAAAUUUUAAAGAAAUUGAUUCAGCAUGUAAUGGUGUUUCAUCUGAAGUGUAAUAAUGCAGUGUUGUUCAAAUUGCCUUAUACUUGUGAACAACCAUAUUAAGUGAGAAAUGAAUACUGCACCGAGUGUAAUAAAAAUUUAAAAAUCU